UCUCGUCUUCUACUUGGUCUCUGUUUUUCACGCAAGCGAAUUAUCGAGAAAUAAAGACAAAAAGCGAUAAACUUUAGAAAAGCUAAUGGAUCCGAUCGAAUCUGUGGAGUACAAUGGCUUCGAGUUCGAGACGCCAUCGGAAGCUAACGGUAACUCCCACGUCGACCAUGGAUGGAAGAAAGUCGUGUACCCUAAACGCAACCGGAAGCAGAAACCGGCUGAUCAAUCCGUAAAUGGCGGCGUUUCCGGCAAGACUGUUGCUAACGGAACACAAGCUAACGGCGAUAACGUCUUCCGUUCGCUAGAGGAGCAAGCUGAGGAUCGGAGACGUCGGAUCCUCGCGGCGAAGAUGGCUGCUGCUGAUUUGGAGGAUGAAUCGGACGGUGCUCGUGCGUCGAGAUCUAAACGCCGAUCCAACGAUGAUGGUUACGAUUUCGAUGAUAGCGACGAGGAGAUCGCGGCGAGGAUGUUGCAGAAUCUGAAGGCGGAGGAAACUAAAAAGCCGAAACCCAAGAAGGAGAAGAAGCCAAAGGUUUCUUUACCUGAAGCUGCGGCGAAGAUCGAUCCUUCGAAUCUCGCAGCUUUCCUCGUCGAAGUAUCGGAAUCGUAUGAGACUCAGCCGGAGAUUCAGCCAAUGAGAUUCGCCGAUUACUUUGGAACAGCACUUUCCGGAGUAUCAUCUGUGCAAUUUCCAUGGGUGAAGAUGUUCAAAGAGUCUCCUUUGUCCAAAUUGAUCGAUGUUCCGUUAUCUCAUAUUCCUGAACCAGUCUACAAAACAUCAGUCGAUUGGAUCAACAAACGUCCUGUCGAGGCUUUAGGAUCCUUUGUGUUGUGGGCGUUUGACUGUAUUCUCACAGAUUUGGCUGCACAACAAGGAGGUGCCAAAGGUGGGAAGAAAGGUGCACAACACACUUCUUCCAAAUCUCCGGUGGGAAUAUUCGUUGCAUUGGCAAUGGUGUUGCGUAGAAAACCUGAUGCUUUGGCCAAUGUGUUGCCGACUUUGAGGGAGAAUCCCAAGUAUCAGGGACAAGACAAGCUUCCGGUUACAGUUUGGAUGAUGGCUCAGGCCUCCCAAGGUGAUUUAUCUGUAGGCUUAUUAUCAUGGGCACACAACUUGUUACCUGUAGUCGGUAACAAAAACUGCAACCCUCAGUCAAGGGAUCUCAUACUGCAGUUGGUUGAGAAAAUUACGUCGAAUCCAAAGGCUCGGACCAUACUUGUAAAUGGAGCUGUAAGGAAAGGAGAGCGACUGAUUCCACCUCCUUCAUUUGAGAUCUUGGUGCGGCUUACAUUCCCUUCUUCAUCCUCUAGAGUAAAGGCUACAGAGAGGUUUGAAGCAAUAUAUCCGUUGCUGAAGGAAGUGGCUCUUGCCGGUGCACCAGGAAGCAAGGCGAUGAAACAAACCACACAACAGAUAUUCACUUUUGCUCUGAAAUUAGCUGGAGAAGGAAAUCCUGUUUUAGCCAAGGAAGCUACAGCAAUUGCUAUCUGGGCUGUGACUGAAAACGUUGAUUGCUGCAAGCAUUGGGACAAUCUCUAUAAGGAGAAUCUAGGAGCUAGUGUUGCUGUUCUUAAAAAGCUUGUAGAAGAAUGGAAGGAUCAUUCUCUCAAACUGUCAUCACCAAGUGAUGCUCUCACUCUCAGCCGAACCAUGAAGAGAUUCAGGCUAAAGAACGAGGAAGCCAUCAGUGAUGGAGGAGCUAAUGCUUCUCUCUGCAAAGAAGCUGACAAGUCCUGCAAAGUGAUCUCAGGGAGACUCUCCCGUGGAAGUGGCUGCCUCAAAGGAACAGCCAUUACUGCUGUGGUUUUAGCUGCUGCAGGAGCCGCUGCUGCAGCUGUUCUAUCUUCCAACCCGGAGGCUACAACAGAACUGAUGAACCUGGUGGACUCUUUGGGCCUGGACCAAUACUAUAAUGCAAUCACCACAGCUUUUGGAUAAUGAAGAGAGAAAAGAAGCAAAACAACAUGAGGACGAUAAGCAGAGGUAACUCUGAUUAUCGUCGGUGUAGAGUAUUUACUUAAAAAGUUAAAGCCUUUUACGCUCCGAGAUACCAAAAUUUUGAAAAGCUGGACUAGAAAAUAAUGAGGGUUUCGUUUUCAUAAUUUAUUAUUCAAAAGCUCGCAGGUGUGUAGAAGGUUUUUAGACUCUGUGUCAAUUUAUUUCUUCUUCUUUUUUCUUGAUGACAAUAAAGUUAUUUCUGUUUAUUACUAUAUAUGCUUCGUCUC
Eutrema salsugineum is the source of this 2226-nucleotide messenger RNA. Its product is annotated as transmembrane protein 214. The coding region runs from base 86 to 1939 and encodes 617 amino acids. Gene Ontology annotation, cellular component: Golgi apparatus; endoplasmic reticulum. The record is from RefSeq and is a predicted model, not a curated record. The transcript is spliced from 9 exons. Lineage: Eukaryota; Viridiplantae; Streptophyta; Magnoliopsida; Brassicales; Brassicaceae.